AUGGUGGCUAUUGGCGAGUGGUUGACCGGAUUCAUGAUGUUUUGGCGUCUGAAUGCCCUUUGGAAGGAUCGCCCGUUCGUCGUAUAUCUUAAUGGGGCGAUCCUCAUGACGUGGAUCGCUAUCACGUCCGUAGCGAUCUCUCGAGGUUUUCCGGUUCCACAUACACCAGCGGUGCACGCGUGUACUGGGCUAGCUCGCGACAUUCUCCCUGGGCUCGGACUGGCAAGUCUCGUACUAAACAUGGUUUAUGACACCACGGUUCUCGGAUUCAUUCUUGUCAAGACUCUUUCGUUCAGGCCACAUAGUAACGCAAACACUAUUUCGCGAACGCUCGCAGCGGAUGGGCUCCUUUACUACGUUGUCGUGCUUGUUAUCAAUAUUAUAUGGACUGUGAUGCUUCUGGAAGCGCCCAAUGGCCUGAAAGAAGCUUCUGCACCGCUCAAGCUUCUCCUGACCAUCGCGAUGGGGUCACGUAUAACGCUCAACCUACCCAAAGAGCACCGCAAGAUAACCUAUCAGGGUUCGCGACAGCCAUCACGAUGGGAGAACGCACCGUCAUUACAACUACCGGCGGUUGCUCUUGAAUCAUUGCCUCGUAAUGAUCUCACCUUGUCGCACUACAGCUCUUUGCCCUCUGAGGCGCUUUGA
Messenger RNA from Coniophora puteana RWD-64-598 SS2, 648 nucleotides. RefSeq lists its product as uncharacterized. The record is from RefSeq and is a predicted model, not a curated record. The coding region runs from base 1 to 648 and encodes 215 amino acids. The transcript is spliced from 8 exons. NCBI's taxonomy places the organism in Eukaryota, Fungi, Basidiomycota, Agaricomycetes, Boletales, Coniophoraceae.